Molecule: messenger RNA, 1812 nt
Organism: Neltuma alba
Lineage: Eukaryota; Viridiplantae; Streptophyta; Magnoliopsida; Fabales; Fabaceae
Product: metal tolerance protein 2
Exons: 12
Coding region: 54-1535 (493 amino acids)
Biological process (GO): monoatomic cation transport; transmembrane transport
Cellular component (GO): membrane
Molecular function (GO): monoatomic cation transmembrane transporter activity
Source: RefSeq, a predicted model, not a curated record
AGCGCGAACUCAAGAGCAAACCCUUCCAGGCCCGGGCGCCAGUCUAAAUCAUCAUGGGAUUUAGGUUCAGCUAUCUCAAUACCGUGUACAGAACCUGUAUCACAAGGCUCUCAUCACGAUCUUACGAGAAAAGUCUGCCUUCCUUGCUGGUAUCGGCGAAUCUUCAUCGAUUUGACUCUUCCUUGUUAGUCUCUAACCAUCCGGUAUUCAGAAUUACUAGGAGAUGGCAUAUGGGACAUUCUCAUGGGGAUCACGAACAUCAGCACCUCCUCCUUCAAAAGGAAGGAGAGAACAUUUUUAGGUUGGGUCUGGCCUCUGACAUUGGUUUGGCCACAGGAAAGGCCUUAGUCGGUUAUCUUUCUGGAAGUACAGCCAUAAUUGCUGAUGCUGCUCAUUCCAUAUCUGAUGUGGUUCUAAGUGGCGUAUCUUUGUGGUCUUUCAAAGUUGCCAAGGCGCCUAAAGAUAACGAACACCCAUAUGGACAUGGUAAGUUUGAGACUCUCGGAGCCCUUGGAAUUUCUUGUAUGCUUCUGGCGACCGGUGGUGGCAUUGCAUGGCACGCUAUAGAUAUCCUGCUGGGAUUGUACUCCUCUGGUCCUGAAAUGGUUAGCCAGUUAUUGGCACAUGAGCAUUUGCAUAGCCACCAGCAUGGUGGACAUCAUCACCGAAUUGACAUGGAUCACCCCGUUCUAGCUCUGAAUAUGGCUAUUGUGUCUAUAUGUAUUAAAGAAGGGCUUUACUGGGCAACAAAGCGAGUUGGUGAAAGGCAAGGUAGUGGACUGAUGAAAGCAAAUGCAUGGCAUCAUCGUGCAGAUGCAAUUUCAUCUGUAGUUGCUCUCAUUGGAGUUGGAGGCUCCAUCCUCGGUGUGAAGUUUCUAGAUCCGCUUGCAGGACUUCUUGUCUCUGGGAUGAUUCUAAAAGCUGGAGCUGAAACGGGUUACCAAAGCAUCAUGGAACUGGUGGAUGCUGCAAUUCCAUCACAGCAAAUGGAUCCUAUCAAACAAACAAUACUGCAAGUUGAUGGUGUCAAGGGUUGCAAUCGCUUGAGAGGAAGGAGAGCUGGUUCAUCUUUAUAUCUUGAUGUGAAUAUUGAGGUUGAUCCUUUUUCUAGUGUGAGUGCUGCACAUGACAUUGGGGAAAAUGUCCGUCAUCAUAUACACAAAUCCCAUCCGACAGUGGCUGAAAUUUUCAUACACAUCGAUCCUGCAGAUCAGCAAGUUACUUGGAGCGAUGAUAUGGAUCAAAACUCCGGCAUUCCUACCGGACAUAAUCAUAUUGAUAAGAUUGUUUCUGACAUCAUCUCAUCAAACUUCGCACAGAUGGCAGUCGAACGGGUAACACGGCACACAUUGCAAGGCAAAAUUAUUCUUCAAAUUGAGGUUUCCAUGCCCCCCGAUAUGCAAAUUCGAAAUGCAAUGGAAAUAGCAGAGGAAGCAGAGAAAGAGGUUUUGAAGGCCGUCUCGGAUGUUACUCGUGUCAGCAUUCAGCUACGACUAGGGAGACCAAUUCCGCAGUUGAAUCAUUUACAGGAAUAGUCCAUGAAGUUGCAAUUUUUAGCAACUCCACGCCCACGUCUAUGCAUGUUUCUCGAAUGCGAAAAUGGGGCAAAGCUGAAGCAAUAAAGUAAUCCACAUUUGUUCUGUGCUUUAUUUUUUUUUGUUAUAAUUUUGUUUUGUACUUAAUAAUGACAUGAUAUUGCUUUCUCAAGGCACUUCAAGUGCUGUGAAAACAGUUAUUACAUGCCAUGCAUCACAUUCUAUAACUUUGAAUUUAGAUCAUGUUAAUUUAUGCCCUUUUAAACGGGAAAAAAAA